Molecule: messenger RNA, 1041 nt
Organism: Protopolystoma xenopodis
Lineage: Eukaryota; Metazoa; Platyhelminthes; Monogenea; Polystomatidea; Polystomatidae
Source: the annotation of a GenBank genome assembly
AUGAUCAACUUUGCCGUCAGCUACGCAGCCCCUUCAAUUGGCCAAGUUUCUCGCUUGACGGGACCAACUGGGAAGAGGUCAGAAGAUGGCCAAUCCUUCUCUUCCGAUUGCCCAUCUUCCUCUUACUUAAUAAACUCAUCGCUUAGUGCUUGUUGCCCUGGUCUCUGCUACGACACAGACCAACGGACUCGUGAGCUCUCUCGACUCCACUUCCCAAUCUCUCCGCCUCCAUCCUCAUCUUCCCAAACAUCUUUCGAUCUUCCUACUGGACAUGCCCAGUGCAGCGGUCGCGAAGAGGCUGCUCGUGUGACGUGGCACAAAUCUCCGGGUGGCUGGCCAUUCUAUUGUAGCAUAGUUGCUUACGACCCGAUCAGUAGGAUUGCUCUAGUAACCAGCAGUAAUUUUACCAAUAUGCAAGGACACCACGUAUGUCGGGUUGUUGUAGCCUCGGACAAAUCUGAGACCCGUCAAGCCGAUUGGAUUAGUCUAGAGCAGGUCGCUUUUCUGCGCAGCCAUGUCUCCGUGGCUUCUGCUCAGCCUACCAACCUUCGUGCACUGCAGCCUCCUAUGCUUGUUCAUUAUGAUAUACCAACAAUUUCUUCUACUUCGGAAGCUUGCCACUCCCUAAACGGCUACGCACGACUUUUCGGACUUCUCUUCCUACCACAUUCCAAGCCAUCAUCUCUAUUUGAAAUUCCAUCAGAAACUCAAAUUCCAUCUACCACUUCCCUCAUUGAAGAUGAGCAUUGCAAGAUUCAGUUUAUGGACUUAAAUUUUUCAUCUCAUGAGCAGAAAUUCUAUUCCUAUCCAACUGUUCAUAUCAUUUACGGUGGGCCUGGAGUGCAGAUGGUCUCCGGAACAUUUUCGAAAGUUAUAAUCCUGAACAUUGGGUCAGUGGUGAGUUUCAUGUACACAAACAUCUCAGGCGAGAAGGCGGUGAGCGCCUUGCUGGAGAUUUUGGAGCCAGAAGAGGACAUCCUGGAGGCAGAACGGAUCACGACUGAUCAACCUGACAAUAAGGACCACAUAUUUUACAUAUAA